Molecule: messenger RNA, 1704 nt
Organism: Grosmannia clavigera kw1407
Lineage: Eukaryota; Fungi; Ascomycota; Sordariomycetes; Ophiostomatales; Ophiostomataceae
Product: 3-hydroxyacyl-CoA dehydrogenase
Exons: 5
Coding region: 1-1704 (567 amino acids)
Molecular function (GO): oxidoreductase activity, acting on paired donors, with incorporation or reduction of molecular oxygen; monooxygenase activity; iron ion binding
Source: RefSeq, a predicted model, not a curated record
AUGGAUACCCUCUCCUCAGCAACACCAAGGAAUUCCGUCUUUGACGGACUUCUGGCGCAAUGCUUGCUAUCUCUUUUGUUCGGCACACUCUCCCAUAUCCUAUACUACCGCCACGGCUUCCGCAACAAGCAAUCCCUGGGUAUCCUUGUGUAUCAUUUAGUCCUGGAAGUCGCACUUGCCACCAAGCUGUGGCUCAGCCAUGGCUUUGGAAGAGGGUCCACGAUGGCUUGUGCCAUUAGUACCGCCUACGCAACCGGUCUGUUUACCAGUAUCCUUAUUUAUCGCCUUCUCUUACAUCCGCUUCGCUCCUUUCCGGGUCCCUUUGCCGCCAAGGUCAGUCGCCUAUAUUGGCUUUACCUUCAGCGCAACGGCCAUAUUCAUACCGAGAUGCGCUCGAUUGCGGACCAAUACGGCGACAUUGUGCGCAUCGCACCCAAUGAGCUUCUGCUCACCUCCCUUGACGCCAUCACACAGGUCUAUGGGCUAAGCACGAGCUGCACUAAGAAAAAUACUGGAUUAUACGACUCCUUUGAGUUCCGUGGCGAGCACAAUCUGGACUCGAUCCCCCAGCGCGAGCAACAUCGAAAGCGCCGAGCUGUGUGGGACCACGCCAUGUCACCAAAAAUGCUGAAGGUGUACGAGGUUGGUAUGCGCGAGGUCCUCGAGGAUUGGCUGGCUGUGCUCGAAAGACAGAGCACCGCCAAGGAGGCAGUCAACACUAGGCCAUACUCGGCACUGAUUCCGCUGGAUAGCAUGGGCAAGGUCGGCUUUUCGGAGGAGUACUACAGCGUUAAGGCGGGCAAAGGCAACGAGGUCCUCGAAUUGCUCCACACUGUCUUUAAGUCGAUUUUGGACAUGGGCGAGAUAACAUGGCCCUAUUCCAUAGUCAAGGGCCUAGGACUAAGCCGCGACCUGACCAGGUUUGAGAAGCUGGCAAUCGAAAUUGCAGACAAGAGAGACGAGGCAAGUCAGUCCAACUCACAGACUUUUGAUGUCGGGAAAGCGGACGUCUUGUCAGGCCUGCUUCAAGACUUUCACUCCAAGGAGCCCAAGGCCUACUUCAAUAGAAACAUCGUCUAUACCGAUACCCAAGUCAUACUAGCUGGGGCUGUGGACACGAUUGCCUCGACUUUGUCAUUCGUGUGGUUCCAUCUCGCCAAAGACCACAGAGUCCAGAGCAAGCUGCGGGACGAGUUGGCUACGUGGCACAAUACGAGCGAACAAGCGGAGUUUGCCUCAGCCGACCUUGUGAAAUGCGCCUACCUCGAAGCUGUCAUCAACGAAUCCAUGCGAGUGGACUCGCCGACUGGCAUCAACGGGGGUAGAUCAACCCCUCCUGAAGGGAUUUCCGUGGACGGUGUCCAUAUUCCCGGAAAUGUUGUUGUGCGAGUGGGCACAUAUCUAUAUCAUCGAGAUGAGAGAUACUUCCGGCAGGCCGGCGAUUUCAUACCAGAACGCUGGACAACACGCCCUGAGCUAGUUCUAGAAAAGCGGGCGUUCAUUCCUUUCCUCGUCGGACAUUGGCAUUGCGUAGGCAAGAGAUUUGCCUUGCAGCUGAUUCGUCUUGUUCUUGCUUACACAACUUGGCAUUACGAGUUCGGAUUUGCCCCGGGCGAGGACGGCACUAGAAUCUAUCGAGAGAGUAGGAACAACGUCGUCAUCGAGUCAGGGAAGCUUGAACUAGUUUUUAAGAGAAGAGACUAA